Molecule: messenger RNA, 1237 nt
Organism: Hemiscyllium ocellatum (epaulette shark)
Lineage: Eukaryota; Metazoa; Chordata; Chondrichthyes; Orectolobiformes; Hemiscylliidae
Product: coiled-coil domain-containing protein 74B-like
Exons: 8
Coding region: 46-1128 (360 amino acids)
Source: RefSeq, a predicted model, not a curated record
CUGCCGUGCAGCGGAGAUUUGAUGGAAGCCCUCUCCCCGGGGCAUAUGUCGAGUGCCAGCCUUCCCCCACUCCGUAACCUGCCCCAGUGGUCCCGGGUUGGGACCGUCCAGAGGAGCCGCUAUCCCCGCUCCUUCUUCCAGGACAAUGUCAAGCACCUGCCCUUGUCACCCAAUGCAAAGACACCCAAAAGUGAGGUCCCGCACCAGCUCAGUCCCCUGUACGAGCAGCGGGAUGUUGACCCCAACCUGCGGGUAGUCACCCUGGAAAAGAAUCUGAAAUUCCUGCAGGAACAGCACUCGGAAACACUGGACAAACUACAUCAGGAAAUCGAACAGCUCAAACGGGCUAAUCAAGAUCUCCAUUUCAAAAUGAUAAUGAAUCAGAGGUUGACCCCUCAAGUGGGGAGUUCAAUGUGCGUUAGUCCAACUGGUCCAAUCUCAGAUACUACCCAAAUGAGUUCCAGAGACCAUUCUACAGGUAGAAAGCAUUCUCAGAAAGGUAAUCAGCGCCGAGCUGUACAGCAAGAAGAUCGUGUCAAGGAGCAAAGGAUAGCACUGAAAGAGCCACAGAAGCACAACUCUGCUCGGCGAAAACUCUCCACAGAGGCAGCUAACAGGAGGAACAAUGGAUCUGAAGCCUCACAGCAAUCCAGUUUAGUCUUACCUGUGCUGACUCUUCAACCAGAAUUAGAUGAGACACAGAUACUUGUUACAUCACUCACUCCCCUUUUGAUCCAGAUAGAUCCUUCUGGAUCACCUCGAGCUCCAACAUUGCAGGAAUGUGCAAUCAUCGUCCAACACUUGCAUAAUACCAACAGCUUACAGUCUCAGGAGCUCCUACGUUUGAAGACGAGUUUGAAAGAUCUGCUAUACUCCAACAAAUGGACUCCGGAUGCCUACCUCCUUGCUAAGGCUUACCUAGCUGAUUUGAGUCAGGACCGGGAUGUUGUGCAGCUUCCCAAAGUGCCUUUGAAAGAACCACCAAAAAAACUGCCUGAAACUGUGCUACCGACAGCAGAUAGAGUCAUGCUUCCUGCACUGAAGAAUACAGUGGGAAACCGAGCCACAGAGAGACAGAGGCGAUUGCAGGCCGUGCAGAAGAACCGCUGUCGGAAGGUUCUGCUGUAGUACUCUGAGUCAAUGAGAGACUCCAGUGCACAAAAGCUCUAUGGUCACAAAAUUUAUAUCUGCACUUAAUAAUCUCACGCACAUGCACUCUUGUGGACAUUGAUAUGAA